AUGGCCACUAGUCAUAUUAGGUUUGAUAGUCAUCAAGGUUUCAAAGACGUUGGAUUCCGCAAAUGGAGGGAACUCCAUACAGCUUGUCUCACAAACGACUGCGUCAAGGUCAGAUUCCUCCUCGAUGAAGGUGAGAACAUCCACGUCAGAAGCAGAUUAAGACUAACCCCACUCCACGCAGCUUGCAUAAGAGGCAACAUGGACGUCAUAGAGUUACUUCUCCAAAGAGGCGCCGACCCCAACGCCCUCGACGCACAUUGCAACACUCCCUUGCAUGUGCUUUGCAUGAAGGACUACCCCCAGGUCGUCAAAUUCUUGAUCACGAAGGGCGCCCAAGUAAACGCCAUGACCUUGGACGGCCACUCACCACUUUAUUACGCCUGUCAAAAGGGCAACUACUAUACCGUCCAGGUUCUCACUCUGCAUGGGGCUUCUCUAAACAUCAGAAUUGAAAAUGGGCAGACACCUCUGCACAAAGCCUGCGAAAACAAAAUGUCAAAGGUGGUGAAUACAAUGCUGACGAUGAAUCCCUUGGUCAACGUGGAGGAUUAUUCCCGGAGGACUGCGCUCCACAUAGCGUGUGAGAAGGGGUCCGGGAGGAUUGCUAGGGCGCUAAUAAUAAAAGCUGGGGCUGAGGUUAAUGGCAGAGACUUGAACGGGGAGACGCCUCUGCAUUUGGCGUGUCGGAGAAAACGACUGGAGUGUGCUACGAUCUUGCUAGAAUGUGGAACCGUCGAUCCCAAAACGACUGAUAUUUCAGGCAAUACAGCCUUGCAUUUGGCUUGUCGACAGGGACUUUGUGCGAUUGUCCGACUUUUGCUGGAGAUGGACGUCGAUGUGAAUGCCAAAGACGGUGAAGGGUGGACACCUUUGCACCUAGCCUGUAUGCAAAACCAGCUCGAAAUCGUACGUCUUUUGGAGGCAAGGGGAGCUUCCGUACACGAUGUUAAUUUCACUGGGCAAACCUCUCUUCAUGCUGCUUGUAUGGGAAGCGGCGUUGACAUAAUAACAUUUUUGAUACAGAAAGGGGUUUUUGUGGAUAGUAGAGACGAUGAAGGCAAGACUCCACUACACUUCUGCGCAAGCGUAAGUCACUACGAAGGGGUGAAACGGUUGAUAGAGUUUGGUGCCCAAGUGAACGCUACAGACUGCUUUAACAACACACCGCUAAAUAACCUCUCCCGGAAUCUGCCAAUAUUAACUCUGCUUAUUGAUAGUGGAGCAUUGUUGGAUGUUUUUGGGACGUUGGGCAAGACACCCUUGCAUCUAGCCUGUGAAGAUGGGUUCUACGAGGGUGUGAAACUUUUGGUCGAACGUGGUGCAAAUAUAUACGUGGUGGACGCAAACGGACUAACACCUCUACAGGUGUCAAAGAACGUGCUAUUCCGCCGACAUUUAAUGAAACGACACAAAUUAGAAACUGAAGAAUUUUUGUGUUGUGGCAUGAUUAGACGAUCUGGGUUAUAUCCUUCCGCCGUGAAGGAAGUCAAAGACAAAGAGGUAAUGAGUAGUAAAGGGACAGAAAGAAAGAAAAGGGAUAGAGAAGUAGAGUCGCCGAAAGAGAACGAGCAGGUCUUCCAAAGAAGCAAAAUAACAGUAAGAUCACCCCUGCAAUCGAGAGAGAAGGAAAAUCAAGAAGAUAUAGAGAUGGAGGAGGUCAAGAAGAUGAUCAGCGAACUUGCGACACAAAUUAGAGAUGAUAUAAGAGAUAGCAACAAACAAUUAUUGAACGAAUGGAAUACACAGCUUAAAGAGGAGCUUAAAACAAUAAGAGAAGAAUUAAAGCAAACAAGAGAUCAACUACAGGGGCAAAAUCAAGAAAUUAGAGAUAAGUAUGAAGAAUGGAAGAGAGCUAAGGAAGAAAUGGGAAAGAGAGUGGGUGAAGUAGAAAGUCAACUAGAUCGAAUGGAGAGGGAAAAGAGAAGAAAUAAAGUAGUGAUGAUGGGAUUGGACAUAGAAACAGGAGAGCAGAAGCAGAUAAUUGGAAAAGUGACAAAAUUUUUAGAAGAGAAAGUCAAAGGAAAAAAAAGUGAUGUGAAGAACUAUCGAGGGAUUACCUUGCUCAAUACGGCGUACAAGAUAUAUGCAAUGAUACUCGAUGAGAGGUUACGAAAGGAGAUGGAAGCAAGGGGUAUGUUACCAGAUGGUCAGGCAGGGUUUAGGAAAGGAAGAUGUACUAUAGACAAUGUGUACAUCCUGCGGCAUUUAGUGGGAAGAGAAAUAAGGAAAGAAGGUGGACGAAUUACUUAG
Zophobas morio is the source of this 2250-nucleotide messenger RNA. RefSeq names its product ankyrin-1-like. Bases 1 to 2250 code for a protein of 749 amino acids. The transcript is spliced from 6 exons. Gene Ontology annotation, molecular function: RNA binding; protein binding; RNA nuclease activity. Gene Ontology annotation, biological process: RNA processing. The record is from RefSeq and is a predicted model, not a curated record. NCBI's taxonomy places the organism in Eukaryota, Metazoa, Arthropoda, Insecta, Coleoptera, Tenebrionidae.